Linepithema humile (Argentine ant) is the source of this 7519-nucleotide messenger RNA. Lineage: Eukaryota; Metazoa; Arthropoda; Insecta; Hymenoptera; Formicidae. The record is from RefSeq and is a predicted model, not a curated record.
UAAUUUUAUUACAAUACUGUAAUAACAAUUUAUUGCAAUAAGACACUUUUCUGCUUAUCAAAAAAUACCUGGAAAGAUGAAAUAUAUUCGCUUGAUUAUUUAACAGAAUUCUAUCGAAAUUUCGAUCGCGGUAUUGACGCAAGCGACUGAAUAUAGGAGCAAAUAUUUUGUUACAUUUAUAAUUAUUGGUAGAACAUAGUUUAUGAUAUAAACUCUCUCGCGUAAACUCCGGAAAACGUUGUUUACCGGCGUAAAUGUUAAUCGCACAAAUAAUUGUUGUUCAAAAAGAAGAUUUAUUUAACAGCACUCUGCUACUCUGUCGCACACGGGUGAAGCUGAUAAACGCUAAUUUUGCAUUAUUCUGUUUUGUACUUACAGCAGAUGCAUUCGAUUGUGCGGAUCGCAUUACGAAAAUUACUUGUCAGCUCGUUAUCUGAUAUACACAGAGUGUCCGCGAAAUAGUUCCUUUAACCGCUUACACAUUUCAGCUGAUCGAUAAUUCUUUGAAAAUGUCAAUCUAUGAAAAUAAAGGGCUUCUCGGAAACGAAGCCUCGGGGAGCCAAAUAAGUGCUUUAGAAUCAAAUUGCUCAAUAAAUCUCAUUUUAAUAGAUUUCCACGAUUCAAUUGAGGAUGUGAAAAUAAUGUUGAAAAUUGCAAACUCGUAAUAUUGGCUGAAAAUUGUAAGCGUGGACGAUUACUGCUUCGAAUAUUUCUCGAUUUUAAAAAAGGUCUGUCAUUGAAAAACAUUACAGCUGGACACCCCUUAUAUUUACGUGCGCAUAUAUCUACGUAUUCUCCAUAUGUGUGUGUGUGUGUGUGUGAAUUUAAUUUUACGUGGGCGAUUAGACAAUUCAAUGCCAGUACCGGCGCUCGAGUGCGCUUGUCACUUUCCGUAAAUAGGUUGCAUGUACGCAUUACAAGAUUACACGUGCUGAGCGCAUCGUGUCUCUUCCGACUUUCUACCUCUAUUCGCAUCACCGCCUUAUGUCUUUGAUCCCUAAUGAAUCAUGCACGUCGGUUGCGUAAUGUAAUGAAUUAUCCCUGUAUGCAUAUAUAAGAGAAAUUAUCCUAAAAGCUCCCGCGCAAAUAAGACUCCCACUUACGCCCGUGGAAUGCGUGCGAUUUUUCAUUAUGCUGCGUUCCAUUAUGUUCAAGUGCGCCGAUAAUAGCACGCCUCGUUUGAGAUUAUAUUUCACGCGCGAUUAUAUUGCAGCGCAUUUGCAAUAUUAUAUUUAAUUAUAUUGCAGCAUUUUUGCAUCGGAAAUUCCGAGUCUGCUGUAUGCGCGCAGCUCGCGAUUGCGAUCAUUGCGCGCGCGUAAUUAUUUAUGGAAUAAUCGAGACGCUUUUGCGGGCGAUCAUCGCGCCGAGCGUUUGUUUAUGUUCGAUCGAAAUGAAAACGCGAGCGCGGGGCGUUUGCAGAUGGUGCUUUUCUUAGAGGGUAUAGUUUACGCAUGCGACAAGUAUCAUUGAUUUACCCAGCCGCAUUGGAUUUGAUGACAGCAUACACAUGCGGAUGGUGGUUUUGUUAUUUCAGAGAGUCGCAGGCGAUGAGGUACAGGCCGCGUAAUCUGCAGGCACGUCGCAGGAGAUGGCCGCUGCGACUGGGUCUCUUCCUGAUCUACAUUCUCGUGCAGUACGUCGCCUCCGCGAAGAUCACGACAACGACGACGACGACGGUGAUGCCGUCGAGCUCCGACGGCUGGUCGUCGACCGAGUCCUUGCCCGCUUCCACCGAGGGGGAAGUGGAGGUGUCAUCGGCGGUCUCGGAGGAGCCGAGGAAGGAUAUUCAAGCCGAAAGAUCGAAAAGUGAAACGAAGGGGCAUGCAGGCGCGAAAAUCAAUCCCGCGAAGAAUGACGUGCGAGACCAGUCGAAGCAAGCCGCGAAGGAAACGACGAGGACGGAAGCGGAGACAUCUUCGACGAAGCACAGCCGAACCACCACCACGGUCACACCAGCUACUCAGGCGGCCACGACGAAGUACCCAUAUCCGACUGUGAGGCCGCGUAGAACCAAUUGUUCGGCGCCCGCCAUUGAACAGUUUCCGCGGCCGUUGAUGGGCCCGGAAGCGAGGAAAAGCGGUGGACUCAUAAUACACGUUGUAGUCGCUAUCUACACGUUCCUAGGCCUCGCCAUUGUCUGCGAUGAUUACUUCGUCUCGAGUUUGGAUAGAAUCUGCGAAGAAUUAAGAUUGUCUCCCGAUGUUGCCGGAGCCACUUUCAUGGCGGCUGGCUCUUCCGCACCCGAACUGGCGACGGUGAUCAUCGGCGUGUUCUUCGCCAAAGAUGACAUCGGAGUGAGCGGCGUUAUUGGCAGCGCCGUUUUCAAUAUAAUGUUCGUUAUAUCGAUCUGCGGCUUGUGCUCCGCGACGGCCGCCAAGUUGAACUGGUGGCCCCUCUGCCGCGAUUGUUUUUUCUACGCCGUCUCGAUUCUCGUGAUGCUCGGCACUAUCUACAACGAGUCCAUAUCCUGGAUGGAAUCGUUGUUCAUGUUGGUGAUGUACGCAGUCUACUGCGUGGCACUCUCGUUCAACGUCAAAUUGGAACGCUGGGCGAAAUCGUACAACAUUCCGUUUCUGCCGAAGGACGACGAGCCGGCCGAGGAGAGCGCCCUGGUGAGCUAUAGAUCCUUGCAAGAGGAUCGAUUGUCCUACACCGGCCCCAACUCACCGGUCACCGAGCAGAUGAAGAAUCAGGAAGGAAAUGGAAUUCAAGAAACAAGCGAGCAGCAGCAGCAACAGCAGCAGCAGCAGCAGCAGCAGCAGCCGCCGGCACCGAGGCAGCCCGAAUAUUACAAGGCGAAGGAACCCGAUCCCAACGAAGUGUCGCCCCUUGUGAUGCCAACGGACGGUAACAAAUGGAAUCUGUUCACCUGGGGUCUCGUGUAUCCCAUCCACUUCAUGUGCCGGGCGACGAUGCCGGACUGCCGGCAGGAGAAAUGGCGGAGCUGGUACCCCUUCACCUUCUGUAUAUCAAUGAUCUGGAUCAGUUUCUACAGUUACAUCAUGGUGUGGAUGAUCACGAUUAUAGGAAGCACCCUCGGCAUCCCGGACACCGUAAUGGGCUUGACUUUCGUCGCCGCUGGCGUAAGUGUGCCGGAUGCACUCUCCUCCUUGGCAGUCAUAAAGGAAGGCCUCGGUGACAUGGCGGUGAGCAAUGCUGUGGGCAGCAAUGUCUUCGAUAUUCUGGUGUGCCUCGGCCUCCCGUGGUUCAUACAGACCGCCAUGAUACAACCCGGCUCGCACGUCAACGUCACUAGCAGAGGCUUGACGUAUUCCACUGUUUCCCUCCUGUCGACGGUGGUGUUCCUGGUGGUGGCGACACACAUGAACGGCUGGAAGCUGGACCGACGAUACGGCGUGGUCCUGAUGAUUUGGUACUUGAUAUUCAUCGUGUUCGCAUCGCUCUACGAGCUCAACGUCUUCGGCCAGAUGAAUCCCCCAGUAUGCCCCAGCAAGUUCUAAUGCGACAAAACGCCUUAUUCGUUUCCGACCUUUUUGCUUUGCUCAAAACGCGGAACGAUCGUUCGGAGCAGAAGUCGUCGUCUCCGCCCGAUUGGAUCGCGGACGAUGAUGCGCGCGCGCGAUCGUAGUUUCGUCGUAAAUACUCAGCGACUUCGUUCGUUCGUACGUCCCUUCCCCCUUCUCCCUUUUGCGCAAUAAAAAGAGAGGCAACGAGAGGAGAAAAAAGCUUAGAUGGUAGCUGCAUGUCGGAAGAAGCACGAUAUUAGCUUGCUAUGGAGUCGACGCGACUGUGCUCGAGGUUUCUUAGUUUAGGAGCAACGUGCUUCAGCUUUCUUUCUUUCUGGGCUGCCGUAGAGAAUUCAGACAAUACGUGCUCGCACGUGAGUACACAGGCAUUGUAUCUCAUUGGUGCUACCGAAGGUGACCAAGUAUUUUGCUUGCUUCCGUUCGACUACGCGUCCAAUCAAUCCGGAUUUUCCACAAUCGAGUGAAAGUACGAGAAAGUUGUUAAACUUUUUCUUUCUUUUUUUUUUUUUUCAAAUAACGUAAUUGAGAAUCGAGGCGGAAGUUCUUGGACAGACAAUACAAUUAUUAAUAUUAAAGUGUAAUUACUAUUUAUCGGCGAUUGUCUGCUGAAAUCAGAAAUCGGCUUUAAAUUAAUCUCGUUGUGAAGUUUGUUACAAAAAAAAAAAAAAAAUCUUAACUCUUAGCCACAGACUUUGUUGUUGUACGUCGUCGUGCGAAACGUUUCUCGAAUCGAUGAAAGACACUACAGCCAUUUUAUACAGUGCGCAAAUGCCUGAGUACCAUGGAAGGAAUGCGUCUUGACAAUUAAUCGUUUUAUAUCCUAACAUUAGGCUAAGAGAAGCAGUAGAGAUUAUGGCUUGUUAGAAUAGAUCUUAGGAGCGUCACGUCUGCGGCUAAAUGUUAAGACUGUUAAAAGUGCUGUGCGAAUUGUUGGAAAUCGAAAUUCAAGUUCCUACGGGACUGCGUUAAGAACGUCAAGUAUCCGAUUGCGCGAGGAAUUCUUUUGGAAUUGCAAUGUUAAGCGCGAUCCUUAUACAAGUCCGAUCGUGGUUACGAUCUUUCGAAGUGUUUGUACUUUUUUUUUUAAAUAUUUCUUGUCGCGACGCGAAGGAAAAAGGAGGGGCAAAGUAAAAUUUAUCAAGACGACUGUGGCUUGAUCAUAGUUUCGACAAAUUCUCGAACGAUCAAGAAAGACGAAACUUCGCGAGAUCAAAGGAGAUCCCUUGUUAGCGUGAGUGUGAGUGUAAAAUCAUGUUUUUCAAAAAGAAAAAAAAGCUCAAAAUCUUGCUUAAAGUGUAACGAAAAUUUGCACGCGAAUUUUCUGACGCGAGAACGAAAGGAGCAAGCAAAAUUUUACUUCGCGGCCAGAAGGGAGACCGGGGUGGCAGGGGGAGGGCGAGGUUGGUUCUUCACGAGGACGAACGAGCGCUGAAAGAGACAAUAAUUAACGCAGCCUUAUCCGAUGAAAGUAUCUACAACCAGUACUAUAUAUACUGCGCGUUCCUUGAGACACCGAUUUUCGAUGUUGCAAUUUCGGUAAGAGGGGUAAACUGCACGAGCCACGAGGAAACUUAACGCGGCGUACCUCCGCUUCCGGGAUCCUUUGAUCUUUCGAGCGUACCGGGAUCGAUAACAAGCUCAUUGCGUAACGGAAUUCUCGCAGGAGAAAAGGGGGUCGCAGGGGAAUACGUCGAAUCUCUAAUGAUCAAAUACCGAUCUCGGUUCACAUCCUUACUUUGCUAGCUCUGUUAAUCCUCGAACGGGGAUUAGCAUGUUUCACUCAACCAUAUCUUUUUUAUCAACGUGGAGCAAACUAGUUAAGAUAAUUAAAAAGAACUUUUAAAAUAAUAAUUACGUGUCUAGAGUUAGGCCCAAUGCUCGAUGGAGAAAAUGGGAAUAGAAGUCAAUGUUAAAUAUUAGAAAGAGCAAUUUGGAAUUAUUUUACUUCAAACAAGGGAGCGAAAUGUAUUAAUUAUUCCUAAUUCUUAAUUGUUAAUUCGUCAUGCGUUACAUACAUUUCAUUUUCUUGUUUUCAACUAAAUAAUUCCUUAUCCUUAAUAUUUUAUAUUUGUUCCUAAUAUUUUCUCCAUUGCGGGUUGGAUUUUAGAUAUAUAAUGAGAAUAAAAAAUCAAAAAGUGGAAUAUUCGUGUUAAUUAAAAAGUGUUGAAAAAAAUUUAUUUAAAUUAUUAAACGAAUGAUGUUGGAUGUCUCAACGUGGGUAUGUUUUAACGAUUUCUAAAAUUUUCUUAUAUGUGUACAAAACUCUGCGAGCAUUCCGUCGAUGUGUAUACAGUUUGGCUGCAAUAAUCGUAGCGACAACGACGCACCGUUUCUUUAAUUGGGACGAAUUCGGGUACGCGAUCCGUAUGAGAUCGCAAGGAUCGCGCAGACGCUUUAGUGUGAUUAAAUUUAGCGUAUAUACAUAUAUAUAUAAUAUAAUAUAAUAAUGCGAAGGCUUAGAUGACUAUUUGAACGUUCAACGUGUUUGUUCAUUACGUUUAUCCGUUAUAUUGUUAGCGCGUUAGAGCGAUGAUAAUUACGCAUGUGAGCAUUAAAUACAGCGUUUGCGAUGCGUUCGGUGUCGAAAGUGAGCAAUUUCCGAUUCGAGUGAGUUAACACGAAUGUCCGCGGCAUCGAACGCGUCCACGCACGGCUUCCAGAACUUAGGAAGCGCCGAUAUGGCGUCUUACAAUUAGAAUCUUCGUUAAGCGGACCAGUCUCGCUACCGAUUUUUCGCGCGAUCAACCACAGCGCGCCGUAUCGGUCAACGCAAGAGGGGAGGGGGGGGGGGUUACAUCGAACUUCCUUUCUCAUUCGCAUGCGGAAGAAGCGAGAGCAAGAGGGCACUCGUCAGGGACGCGUUUGGGGAAUAUCGAGAAUUAUCGAUUUCGACCUUUUCGGAAGUACUCUAGCGUUCUUAGACGACGAUAGCUCACGAGAAACAUUCAUUGUUGAAAUUUCAGUCAUUUGUUAAGGGAAAUUUUCGGAUCCGAGCUUCAAAUCCGUCUCCUGGCGAAGGAGGAACGCGCGAAAUUCGCUACCUCGAGCAUCAACGAACGGAACGUGAUGGAUUUGAGUUCGUUUGGAAAUCUGCCCGGUAUAAUUUCCGGUGACUUUUUGCCGUAGCCUUUGAUCGGCUUGCACGCCGGCGAUCGUUCGGGGACCGGUGUCGUUAGAGUCAAUUUAUCUGUGGCAAUUAUUAGUAGUAUUUAAAAAGGUGCGCGGUGUGGGGCGAGGAAGCGCGUCCUCUUUUUUCGAGUACGGGCGCGCCGCGAACAUCGAUCAAUUCGAGGGUGUCCUUAAUAGCGUGUAAUCGAAGUCAAUAAUACCUUUUAGACGUCUCUUGAUUAAUUGUAAUUCCGCAAAUCGCCCGUCCUUUCAAUGUCCCAACGAUGUCCAGCGGUUCCCGAAGGAUCGCGCAGGGAAGCCACACGUUUAUUCCACACAGAGACACAGAAAACACGUACACACACAUACACACACACACACACACACACAACACGCACACCGAGUACUCUUGUACAAAACGCAGCAGGCAGAAUAACGAUAAUAAGGAUAAUAAUAUUACCGAUAAUGCUAUGUCAAACCGCGGGGUAGAGUUGGUGUAGCGGAAGUCAGACGUAAUCUUGUUGUUGAUCUACUGGGUAUAAGCGUAGAUUUUAUAUCACGACAUUUUGUGUACGUAGAUUAUAUUACCGACAUAUUACCUGAUUAAUUAAGUUUCGAAUAUAUAGCCGUCUUCUCUCUACCUGCAGUAUUAUCCCAGUCUUCGUCGCAUACGUCGAAUACGUUCGUGUACCUGUAAUCGCGAGGAGGGAGCCCCGUAAUUACGCGCGCCGGCAUCCCGGACGCUUCGUUUCCUUUGUUUCUUCUUCGUCACCUCGAUUUUCCUUGGUUUCAGCAGCCGCGCGGCCAGCAGUGGCAGCUUCGAAAGUAUAUAUCCUAAUAUAACGAGUGCGUACGCGAUUCUCCUACAUAGAUAUAUAAGGCGUAAAACUGUAUACAGUAGACGUAAAAAAAAAAAAAAAGAA